UCGUAGCUGGAUAAACAUUUAUACAAACGAAUUGAAUCCACAUAACAUUGAAGAAGAGGCGCCACCUACAUCAUGAAUGAUUUUGGAAGCUACCCUCCGCCGAACUUUGUCUCUCCUCCUCCGGGUUCGAUGGUGAGUCCGCCAACGUUCCUUCCACCUCCGAGCAACUUCCAGCCCGGUAUGUGGAACUGGUACGAGCCACCGUCCGAGCCGUGGAGAUACAACGGCCAGGGAGAACACUGGAACUGCGGCCCCGGACCAGGUCGACCCAGAGGCUCAUAUGGCCAGAACUUCCAUCGUGGACACGGAGGCGGAAGGCAGGACUAUGGUCGUCCCAACAACCGUGGGAAAAAGCAGAAAAAUAAAAAAGAACCAGAGUUUUCACAUUUCUGUGACCCGUGUGACCGAGGCUUCAAAAACCAAGACAAGUAUGACCAACAUGUCUCUGAACAUGUCAAGUGCUCAGUUGAAGACUGCAGCUUCACUGCUCAUGAGAAGCUGGUCAACAUUCACUGGAAAAAUAACCAUGCCCCAGGGGCAAAGAGAAUCAAGCUGGACACUCCAGAGGAGAUUUCAAAAUGGAGAGAGGAGAGGUGCAGGAACUACCCGACCCUGGUGAACGUGGAGAAGAGGAGGAAGGUGAUGGAUGCCAGGGAGGAGACUGGAGUGGUGCUGGAAACCGCUCAGUUUGGGAGGAUGAGGGGUAGAGGUUGUGGACAGCGUGGUGGAAGGUUCCAGAGGGGCAGAUGGGCCAGACCAGGUCCUCGUCAGUCAGAGAGACCGCCACACCCCACUCAACCCCCCAUGGAGAGGCCUCCACCCCUCACUCAGUACCCCAGGGAGGGAGACCCACUGGGGGCUCUUGCCAACAGCGACCCAGACUCUGAUACAGAGGAGCCAGUCAGUGGAGGUGGGGUGACUGUGGCCCCUAAACAAAUGACAUACACGUUGAGAUGUAAAGUUAGUGGUGUCUCAGUCCUGCCCAUCCAGAGGACCAGUCAGCUGCUGAAGGAGAACCAGGCAAUGCUGAAGGCUCUGCCAGCCAAGCCCCAGAACAGUGCUUCAUCUGGGGCUAAGAGGCUCUACCCUGAGCCCCCCCGGGAACCACAGCCUGGUUCUGGUCCUCAUAGACCUAGUCGGGGGAGAGGAAGAGGAGCGAGAGGAGGACGAAACAACAUGGACACCCCCCAACAGCGCCGCGCCACUCUGCUUGAGAUGUUACUGGCCCCAGACAUCCGCCAUGAGAGGAACGUGCUCCUGCAGUGUGUUCGCUACAUUGUCCGAAACAACUUCUUUGUACUGGAGGGUCAAACUCAGGACCAGCAGAGAACUCUGGGUAGAACGGUGACCGCAGAUGACCCUAACCUUGACCUCCAGACACAGGAAGUGAGAGCAGAUGAUCUGAGGGCUCUACUCCCAGCUACCUCUGUGGUUGGUCCAGAUGAAAAAGGUGACCAGGUGAGGUCAUCACUAGAAGGUACCCAGAAACCACCAGUCUGUCAGGGACCUUCAGAGGUGGACAUUUUGAAUGGUGAAGAUGUUCAUCCUGAGGAGAUGCCAGGUGCAGCCUCUAACGCUGAUGUCAUAACUCAGCUGAACUCUAACCCUGAGGUCCUGGGGACUGUGACUGAGCAGUCUGUAGCCCAACAAGUGGGAGAAGACCAGAGCAUGGAGGAGAACACACAGAGUGGACCAGCAGGCUCACAGUCACAUCCCCUCCAGGAAACCCCAAUGGACUUGGCUGUGAAUGCUAAUUAUGGAGAUAGUCACCCUGAAGACCACUCCCAGACCUCCAUCCCCAACUAUGAUGAUGAAGUCUGGGAGACCCAAGACCCCUGAAGUCACCCUGACCCUUCAAUCAAGACUAUCACCCUUCAAUCAAGACUGUCACCCUAACCCUUAAAUCAAGACUGUCACCCUAACCCUUCAAUCAAGACUAUCACCCUUAAAUCAAGACUGUCACCCUAAAAGCAGAUUUAUUCUUGAUCCAGAAAUGUGGUCCGGAGGCUCCGUACAGUUGCGUAGCCUCCGGAGGCUUGCAGAGGCCAACUCAAGCUCCGCAUUGCCGUGCACCUCCAAAUGUUGUAACCAUGCAGAGCUCUGUAUAGCUCCGUUUUUGACAUAAUUGGAUGACUGUAGUUGGGGGCGGGACUUCCUGUAUAAACACAAAAUUCCUUCCUUCACAACAGCUCUGAAGUUUGAAUGCCCUGACUUCUGUAGAGGCCGUAUCGGAGUGGCCAUGCAGAGCCUUUAACCCUUAAAAUCAAAACAGUCCCCUUGACCUUUCAUCUUGUCUCUGAUGUUGGCGAGUUAUUUCUCUACAGUCAGUUGAUGUUUUCAUCUGAACAUCAACUACCUCUGGCAUUUUAUUUGUACUCUUCUUUUUUCAACAUGGAAAUAAAUGACUUGUUCUACUGUGGGAAUAUAACCCAGGAAAUCGAUAGUUCUUGGACCAUCUUUGUCCUUUUUCAAAUUAAAUGUAUUUGUCACAUGCUCGUGUUUAGCAGAUGUUAUUGCGGGUGUAGCGAAAUGCAUGUAAGCUAUGUAUCAGUCUUAUGGCAUGUGGAAGCUGUUCAGGAGCCUGUUGGUGUCAGACUUGAUACAACGGUACCACUUGCCCCGCGGAAGUAGAGACAAGUCUAUGGCUUAGGUGGUUAUAACGGUUCUGGAUGGCAGGGAGCUGGGCCUUUGUUAAGAACUACUUUUGGGGACCUUGUUAACAUUACAACAUGAACUCCGUGUCUUAAACGUUGCUACGUUUUGUAAAUAGCGAAGAAAACGUGUAAUCUGCUUGACCAUAUUAAAGUUCCUUAUCUCACA
Messenger RNA from Oncorhynchus nerka (sockeye salmon), 2820 nucleotides. Its product is annotated as FMR1-interacting protein NUFIP1. Gene Ontology annotation, cellular component: nucleus. The record is from RefSeq and is a predicted model, not a curated record. Gene Ontology annotation, biological process: box C/D snoRNP assembly. NCBI's taxonomy places the organism in Eukaryota, Metazoa, Chordata, Actinopteri, Salmoniformes, Salmonidae.